This is a messenger RNA of Lineus longissimus, 777 nucleotides long. Its product is annotated as large ribosomal subunit protein uL16-like. The transcript is spliced from 5 exons. The record is from RefSeq and is a predicted model, not a curated record. Bases 72 to 716 code for a protein of 214 amino acids. Gene Ontology annotation, cellular component: ribosome; cytosolic large ribosomal subunit. Gene Ontology annotation, biological process: ribosomal large subunit assembly; translation. Gene Ontology annotation, molecular function: structural constituent of ribosome. NCBI's taxonomy places the organism in Eukaryota, Metazoa, Nemertea, Pilidiophora, Heteronemertea, Lineidae.
UUUCUGUUUUCAUGACCUUUGUGGUAUUUCGUUGAUAUAAUAUUCUUGUAUAUUGCAUUUUCAGCUCAAAGAUGGGACGCCGUCCAGCGCGUUGCUAUCGCUAUUGCAAGAAUAAACCCUACCCAAAGUCACGUUUCUGUCGUGGUGUUCCAGAUCCCAAGAUCAGGAUCUUUGACCUCGGGAGAAAGAAGGCUGAGGUAGAUGAUUUCCCUCUCUGCAUCCAUCUGGUCUCUGAUGAGUAUGAGCAGCUCUCAUCUGAAGCAUUGGAAGCUGGCCGUAUCUGUUGUAACAAGUACAUGGUGAAGUCAUGUGGUAAAGAAGGUUUCCACAUCCGUAUCCGGGUCCAUCCCUUCCAUGUCCUCCGAAUCAACAAAAUGUUGUCGUGUGCUGGAGCUGAUAGGCUCCAGACAGGGAUGAGAGGUGCCUUUGGCAAGCCCCAAGGUACAGUGGCUCGAGUAAACAUUGGUCAGCCUAUCAUGUCCGUAAGGGCCAGAGAAAACCACAAGGCUAAUGUGAUUGAAGCCCUCAGGAGAGCCAAAUUCAAAUUCCCUGGCCGACAGAAGAUCAUCCUGUCCAGGAAGUGGGGAUUCACAAAAUGGGAGAAGCCAUUGUAUGAGGAGAUGAGGGCUGAUGGUCGCCUUGUUCCCGAUGGUGUUAGUGCUCAAUACAGGCCUCACCAUGGUCCAUUGAAGAAGUGGAUGGCUGCGCAGUCGUAAAUUAUGAACUUUUGAAUGUAAAUGGCCUGUAAAAAAGAGAAUAAAAAAAGGGAAAGUAAAA